AGAUUGUCGCGUUGAUUGCACUUCCUGCACUCUAUCCUUUCUCGCUCGUUCUUUCUCCAACGCCCGCAUGUAUAUCUGUCUCACUUAAUCUCAAAUCUCUUCGCGACCACGCUACGAAAUCAUUCGCUAAUCUAUAACUGUGUUUUUCUGAGGCGUUUCUAACUUCGCAGUUCCCGCCAUACAGUUGAUCUUGACCGGUCAGGCAUUUGAAGCCAAAAAAUUUAUCAAGAACCGCGUGAUCAGAAAAUCGCCUGAGAUUAAAACUUCAUUCGAGUGAACUCGAACCGUUUUUUCUCCGUGUGUCGAUCGAAUCGUUAUCCUCCUUUUUUUGGAUCUUGAAUUAUUUUGUCUUGUAGGAUGAAACCGACUACUGGCGCCGAAACAAUUGCUGAGGAUAAAGUUAGAAAAUCUUUACAUGAACUGCAGCCAUCAGCUGUUGAUAAAGAGACCUUGGUUGGUGCUGAUAGGAUGAUUAAAUCUACUCAACAAGUGAAAAAAGCAAAAACCAAAAAAAGUAAAAAUGUACCUGCAAAAACAAAAAAAGAUAUUCCUAAAGAACAAAAAAAAGUGACGACCAGCAACAAGGCUGUUCAAACUGCACAAGAAAGAAUUGAUGUUGAAGACUUAACGUCCACAGAUUUAGCUGGUCCUAGUGAAAAUUACUGGCAAGUCCAGGCUGAAAGAAGACGAAUAGCACUUAAAGAUGCUUUGGAAGAAAAUAAAGAACUUGUAACACGUCUUGAAAAAUUAGAAGAAGAAAAUCGUUUAUAUAAAGAAAUGUUGGAUGAGACAAGAGCACUCGUUGAAGUGCUGCAGGACAUGAUUGGAGAUGACAGAAACGAUAUAAAUAAUUCAUUAGAAGACAGUGCUCUUUGAUUUAAGUUGAUUUUGUAAUAAAAAGUCAUAAGAAAGGUACAUCCAUCAAGUUUUUAAAUAAAAUUGCGGAAAGUAUUUCAGUUUUUAUUAAAUAUUCGGAUGAUGUAAAACUACGAGUGUUGCAUUUAUUAUGCAUUUUAGAAUAUGACUUAAAAUUUAUUAUAUCGUUUUUUACUGACAAAUGUAAUUCCGCUGAAGAUAUUUCUUUUCUUAUAUAUUCUGUAAUCGCUUAGAAAAUCUUCGUAUUUAAUUAUAAACUUGUAUUACCAUUAUACACACAUUGAAAAAUAAUCUCGUCUAAAAAGAAAUGUAAUUAAUAUUUUGUAUAAAAAUUUGUUAAUCACUCAAUAAUCCUUAAUAAUUAUUUAUAUAGUUAUAAAAAAAUCAACAUUAAAAUUGUUCAAUGUACAUUUUAUAUCACUCCAUAUACCUCAUUUCUACAGAUAAAUAUAUUAUUGUGCGCAAAAAAA
Pogonomyrmex barbatus (red harvester ant) is the source of this 1346-nucleotide messenger RNA. RefSeq lists its product as uncharacterized. Gene Ontology annotation, biological process: regulation of DNA replication. NCBI's taxonomy places the organism in Eukaryota, Metazoa, Arthropoda, Insecta, Hymenoptera, Formicidae. The record is from RefSeq and is a predicted model, not a curated record.